AUGAGCGAGUUUGGUGAGAUUCUGAGAGAGGUGGGGGAGUUUGGGCCGUUCCAGAAACGCUUGCUGCUGCUGUUAUGCCUGCCCUACAUGUUCGUGGGCUUCCAUCUACUUGCCCAGGUGUUCACUGGGGCAGGCGUUCCACAUCACUGUCGGGCCGACUGGAUCUCCAAUGUCACUGCCGGCCUACCUGCUGAGGAGCAACUCUUCCUCACCAUCCCACGGGAGAGGGACGGGUCUUACCAAAGCUGUAAAAUGUACACCCCCCACCCAGCCGAAGAUCUGGACUGGAUCUUGUUGCACGGAAACCAGUCCACGACCGCGUGCGAAGAAGGCUGGGUAUACGACCAGUCGCAGUAUGGAUCGACCAUUGUUACUGAGUUUAACUUGGUUUGUGAUCAGAGAUGGCUGAUUCAGUUAUCCCAGACCAGUUCCAUGGUGGGCCUGUUUGUUGGAGCCAUGUUGUUUGGACAUUUAGCGGACAGUCCCACUUUGCAAGAGGGGAUGAGCGAGUUUGGCGAGAUUCUGAGAGAGGUGGGGGAGUUUGGGCCGUUCCAGAAACGCUUGCUGCUGCUGUUAUGCCUGCCCUACAUGUUCGUGGGCUUCCAUCUACUUGCCCAGGUGUUCACUGGGGCAGGCGUUCCACAUCACUGUCGGGCCGACUGGAUCUCCAAUGUCACUGCCGGCCUACCUGCUGAGGAGCAACUCUUCCUCACCAUCCCACGGGAGAGGGACGGGUCUUACCAAAGCUGUAAAAUGUACACCCCCCACCCAGCCGAAGAUCUGGACUGGAUCUUGUUGCACGGAAACCAGUCCACGACCGCGUGCGAAGAAGGCUGGGUAUACGACCAGUCGCAGUAUGGAUCGACCAUUGUUACUGAGUUUAACUUGGUUUGUGAUCAGAGAUGGCUGAUUCAGUUAUCCCAGACCAGUUCCAUGGUGGGCCUGUUUGUCGGAGCCAUGUUGUUUGGACAUUUAGCGGACAGGAUUGGUCGACAAAGGACUAUUUUGGUGUCGCUGCUUUUUCAGCUCCUCAGUGGGAUGGGGGCGGCAUUCGCACCAAACAUCGCUUUGUUCAUCGCUCUGCAGUUUGUCCUAGGCACUGCAAUCUCCGGGACAAUGAUGAACACAAUCGUCUUGGGUACGGAGUGGACUGGCCCAGCACAGCGAUCGUUUGCCUCGGUGCUUACCCAGUGCACCUUCUCUGCCGGCCAGAUGCUGCUGGCUGGCCUGGCCUACGCUAUCCGUGACUGGAGGGUUCUACACCUCACCACCGCCUGCCCGAUGCUGCUCUUCCUUUCCUACAUCUGGUUACUUCCCGAGUCGGCCAGAUGGCUCAUCAUGAAGGGGCAGAAAGAAGAGGCUAAGAGGUACCUGAGAAGAGCCGCCCUGCUCAACAAAAGAGUGUUCAACGAAUCCCUGACCGACAAGGUUUUCAUUGAGAAAAAAACGCAACAGAUCGCUGUCUGGGACCUCUUUAGGAUAUCCAGUCUGAGAAGAGUCACAUUGCUUUUGACUUUCAUUUGGUUUGUGAACUGCUUUGUGUAUUACGGGCUGUCCUUCAGCGUUGGCAGCUUUGGCAAGAAUAUUUACCUGACGCACUUCAUCUUUGGACUGGUGGAGACGCUGCGAGGAUCUUGCAUCUGGUUAUUGGCCAAGUUUGGCCGGAGGAAAUGCCAAGGCUGCUUCCUGUGGCUUGGUGGCGUCUCCUGCCUGCUUGUGCUGGCCGUUCCACAAGGGAUGGCCGCGGGAGUCACGGCGCUCGCUGUCCUCGCCAAGUUGUCCAUCUCCUGUUCCUUCACGGUGACCUACGUUUAUUCCACGGAGUUGCUCCCAACUGUGUUGCGGCAGACGGGGAUUGGCUUGGUGUCCAUGUUUGCCCGUCUGGGCGGCAUCAUCGUCCCACUGAUCAUGAUUCUGGACCAGGACCACCCAGGGAUCUCCUUGAUCCUAUUUGGAAUCUCAUCGCUCGUCGCCGGCUCCCUGAGUCUCCUGCUUCCCGAAACGACCAACAAAGAGAUGCCAGAUCACUCCGGACACGUGGAACAAGUGAAAAGGUCAGUGCCGGCUUACUUCAGCUCAGAACCGGGCGUCCUUUGGGAAGUGAACGGUAGACGUGAGGAGGAGAAUGGAGCGAAGCUGUCAGAUGCAGGAGCCUUCACAGAGUCCACACGCAUGUAG
Molecule: messenger RNA, 2178 nt
Organism: Amblyraja radiata (thorny skate)
Lineage: Eukaryota; Metazoa; Chordata; Chondrichthyes; Rajiformes; Rajidae
Product: solute carrier family 22 member 13-like
Exons: 13
Coding region: 1-2178 (725 amino acids)
Biological process (GO): transmembrane transport
Cellular component (GO): membrane
Molecular function (GO): transmembrane transporter activity
Source: RefSeq, a predicted model, not a curated record